AUGAAGAAAGCACAACUAGUUCUAGUCCCUUCACCUGGCAUUGGCCACCUUGUAUCCACUAUUGAAUUUGCUAAACGCUUACUUGAUCAAGAUGAAAGUUUCCUAGUAACAGUUCUUGUCAUCAAAGCACCAUUUGCUCCUGACAUAGACACCUCCAAUCAAUCAAAGAUCGCUACCAUCGAUACUCGAAUUAAAUACAUCACCCUUCCUCAAGCAACCCCACCAGAUCUAGAAUUUUUAAGGUCUCCUGAAAACUAUGUUUCCACUUUCAUGGAAGCUCACAAACCCCAUAUAAGAGAUGCCGUCAUCAACCAAGUCAUGUCCAACAAGUCAGUCCCAAUUGUUGGUUUGGUUGUUGACUUGUUCUGUUCUUCAAUGAUUGAAGUUGCUAAGGAACUUGGGAUUUCUUCUUAUGUUUACUUCGCUUCUGGUGCUGCCUUUCUCGGUCUCUUGCUUUAUCUUCCAACAAGGCAAGAUCAGGUUGAGUUUAAAGAAACCGAUCCUGACUUGACUCUACCCUGUUUUGUCAAUCCUGUGCCUGCUAGGAUCAUGCCGUCGGUGUUGUUGAAGGAUGGUGGAUACAUCUGCUUUGAAAACCACGCAAGAAGAUUCAAAGAGGCUAAGGGUAUCAUAGUCAAUACAUUCACUGAGCUCGAAUCCCAUGCAGUCAGCUCUUUUUCGGGUAAGGAUACACCCCCAGUUUACCCGGUGGGGCCUCUGCUUAACAUCAAUGGUCAGAGUUUGAUGGGGUCAAAUUUGGAGGAACAUGGUAAGAUCAUGAGAUGGCUUGAUGAUCAACCAGAAAAAUCAGUGGUCUUCUUGUGCUUCGGAAGCAUAGGGCGUUUUAGAGAAGCCCAAGUGAAAGAAAUUGCGCUUGGGUUGGAACAAAGUGGACACAGAUUCUUAUGGUCCAUCCGCAAGCCACCACCUGAAGGGCAGCUUAAGCUGCCCAGUGAUUACUCGAGUUACGAAGAGGUCUUGCCAAAUGGGUUUCUGGAAAGGACCAAAAAUAUCGGCAUGGUUUGUGGCUGGACUCCACAAAUGCAAGUCUUGGCUCACAAAGCCGUAGCAGGGUUUGUCUCGCAUUGCGGAUGGAACUCGGUUUUAGAGAGCUUAUGGCACGGUGUGCCUGUUCUGACAUGGCCGAUGUAUGCCGAGCAGCAAACUAACGCAUUUGAAAUGGUGAAGGAUUUGGGGCUAGCGGUGGAGAUGACAUUAGAUUAUAGGAUGCGAUCUAAUGAUAUUGUGUUGGCUGAUAAGAUUGCAGAGUCUGUGAAAUGUGUGAUGGAGGAAGACAGUGAAAUAAGAACUAAGGUAAAUGCAAUGAGUGAAAUUAGCAGGAAAGCUGUAAUGGAUGGUGGAUCUUCGUUUGCUGCUUUUGGAGACUUGAUUGAGAAUAUGUUAUCUUGA
Molecule: messenger RNA, 1410 nt
Organism: Dovyalis caffra
Lineage: Eukaryota; Viridiplantae; Streptophyta; Magnoliopsida; Malpighiales; Salicaceae
Source: the annotation of a GenBank genome assembly